AACCGCGUAAUUACAAGCGAGCUUUCACCUUUCUUCAACGGAACAACUAAGCACGGGGAUGGAAGACGACAUGGGAUGGGGAGGAUUCUUCUGAAAGCGAGUCCCUUCGUCACCAUCUGAAAUUACUCUGCUACGGCCAAUCCCACAGUUAUUUUACAGUUAGAUCUCUCUCUCUCUCUCUCUCUCUCUCUCUCUCUUUCUUUCUCUGUGCUUUUGUUCUUCGUUUCUCUACACUUUCCCGGCAAAUUGGAGCUUGGAUAGCGGAUUUUCCCGAGAAAAUUUUACAUGUCUGACGCUUUGAUCAAUGGACUCGCCGGUGCUGGCGGCGGUAUCAUCGCUCAGCUCCUCACUUAUCCUCUUCAAACUGUAAAUACUCGGCAACAAACGGAGCGUGAUCCGAAGAAAGAGAAGAGGAAGCUUGGAACCAUAGAGCAAAUUUCUCAGGUUGUAAAGCACGAAGGAUGGGAACGGUUAUAUGGGGGAUUAAUGCCCUCUCUCGCAGGAACAGCUGCAUCUCAGGGUGUUUACUAUUAUUUCUAUCAAAUAUUCAGGGACAGAGCUGAAGCUAUUGCAUUUGAACGUAAGAGAAAAGGAUUUGGUGAUGGAACAGUCGGGAUGUUCUCAUCACUUGUUGUGGCUGCCUUGUCUGGCUGUGUAAAUGUGCUGCUGACAAAUCCCAUUUGGGUAGUUGUUGCACGAAUGCAGACUCAUACAAAAGUGUCAAAGAAAUCCCAGCCAAGUAGCUCAUUGUCAGUUGCCACAGACGAAACUGUUCUAGAUGCAAUUGAGCCUCCUCCAUAUGGAACUAAUCAUGCAAUUCAAGAAGUCUAUGAUGAAGCUGGAGUUUGUGGCUUUUGGAAAGGCGUAUUCCCAACAUUGAUCAUGCAAUUUGCUCAACAGGUAAGUAAUCCUUCCAUACAAUUCAUGCUUUAUGAAAUCAUGUUGAAGAAGCUCAAGAAACAACGCGCCUUGAGUAAGAAGGGUGGUAACAGGGUCACUGCUUUGGAGAUAUUUCUUCUUGGAGCUUUGGCAAAGCUUGGGGCUACUGUUGUAACAUAUCCUCUUCUUGUUGUAAAGUCGAGGCUUCAAGUGAAACAGCUUAAAACUGUAGACAAGAAGCACCAUUAUGAAGGAACUCUGGAUGCUAUCCUCAAGAUGAUUCAGUAUGAAGGGUUCUAUGGCUUUUACAAAGGUAUGAGCACAAAAAUUGCACAAAGUGUUCUUGCAGCUGCUGUUUUGUUCAUGGUUAAGGAAGAACUUGUCAGGGGUGCUCGGUUAUUACUUACUAAUGGAGGCAUUAAUACAGUGAGAUCAAAGCCUUCUUGAUCGCCACUUUUAUCUCAUUCUCUUUCCCUCGCUUGAUCAUUUCUUUGAAGUUGCUUAGUCAAGGUUAAUUUCAAAUUGAUGCCAGCAUUUUGAGGCAUGUUCCUUGAAAAAGGAGGGAUGUAUUAGGAUUUGCCUGGAGUAAUGUUUUCAGUAUACCCAGUUAAUCCUAUUGAAGACUAUUUACAUCAUAGAUGUUUCAUGGAAACCAUAUGCACAAUAUCUGUCAACUGUUAUCAAACAGAAAAAAAGAUUCUGGUUUCAAUAAGAACUUGUCCAUCUGUAGAACAUUGUAAGCAGGAUUAGUAUUUUAAAGUUGAAGCUUCUUCUUGUACCCUUCAAUGGUGCAUAGCCAAAGACCAAAAGUACCGAAUGCUGUUUGAGAGGAUGAAUAUACUUUGAACUUUUAUUUUUGAACUGCAAUAUUAGAUUUGCAUUAAACUGUC
Molecule: messenger RNA, 1769 nt
Organism: Hevea brasiliensis (rubber tree)
Lineage: Eukaryota; Viridiplantae; Streptophyta; Magnoliopsida; Malpighiales; Euphorbiaceae
Product: peroxisomal nicotinamide adenine dinucleotide carrier
Exons: 11
Coding region: 286-1326 (346 amino acids)
Biological process (GO): nucleotide transport; transmembrane transport
Source: RefSeq, a predicted model, not a curated record